This is a messenger RNA of Zalophus californianus (California sea lion), 498 nucleotides long. Its product is annotated as 60S ribosomal protein L12-like. The coding region runs from base 1 to 498 and encodes 165 amino acids. Gene Ontology annotation, cellular component: cytosolic large ribosomal subunit; ribosome. The record is from RefSeq and is a predicted model, not a curated record. The transcript has a single exon. Gene Ontology annotation, biological process: translation. Gene Ontology annotation, molecular function: large ribosomal subunit rRNA binding; structural constituent of ribosome. NCBI's taxonomy places the organism in Eukaryota, Metazoa, Chordata, Mammalia, Carnivora, Otariidae.
AUGCCGCCUAAGUUCGACCCCAACGAGAUCAAAGUCGUGUACCUGAGGUGCACUGGUGGUGAAGUCGGUGCCACAUCUGCCUUGGCCUCAAAGAUCAGCCCGCUGGGUCUGUCUCCAAAAAAGGUUGGUGAUGACAUCGCCAAGGCAGCCAGUGAUUGGAAGAGUCUAAGGAUUACGGUGAAACUGACCAUUCAGAACAGACAGGCCCAGAUUGAAGUGGUACCUUCUGCCUCUGCCCUGAUUAUCAAAGCCCUUGAGGAACCACCAAGAGACAGAAAGAAGCAGAAAAACAUUAAGCACAGUGGAAAUAUCACUUCUGAUGAGAUUGUCAAUUUUGCCCGACAGAUGCAACACCGAUCUUUAGCCAGAGAACUCUCUGGAACCAUUAAAGAAAUCCUGGGGACUGCCCAGUCUGUGGGCUGCAAUGUUGAUGGCCGCCACCCUCAUGACAUCAUAGAUGACAUCAACAGUGGUGCGGUGGAAUGCCCAGUGAGCUAA